AGUUAUUGAUUUAAAAUUGUUCAUUGAAGACUUAAAAAAAAUAAAAAUCAGAAAAAAUUAAAUUGCUGAAAGUGAAAAGAAAGUUAAAAUGAAAAUUUUCCUUCUGUCGUUGGUGGUAUUAACGUUAAGCUGUGCUUACGGAUUACCGAGCUUUUAUGAAUUCCAAAGUCGUGAAGAUUUUCGCCCAUGUCGUGACGCAAACGCGCUUCACACGUUAUGGCCAGACUUUGACGACAAUACAAAAUUUCAUCAAUGCAUAGCAGUGAACCGUUGGGGAACUCAUACAUGCCCAGAGGGAACUUUGUUCAGCUUUUGGCUUCAAGUCUGUGUUUGGCCUUUUCAAUGGGUCGCUCCACCUCCACCUGAUCAAAUCACUCCUUUCCCAACAACAAGAUGGCCGGGACAAACAAACCCUCCACCGACAAAUCCACAAACAACUCCACCAACAGUAGAAGUGACAGUCCCUACAGAUCCAACAACUCCACCAACAGUGGAAGUUACAAUCCCUACAGACCCAACUACAAUUCCAACAGUACCAACUACAGUUCCAACAAUCCCAACUGAUCCAACUGACUCAAUUCCAACAGUACCAACCGAUCCAACUGACUCAACUACAAUUCCAACAGUACCAACCGAUCCAACUGACUCAACUACAAUUCCAACAGUACCAACCGAUCCAACUGACUCAACUACAAUUCCAUCAGCACCAACUGAUCCAACUGAUCCAACUACGGUUCCAACAGUACCAACCGAUCCAACUGACUCAACUACAAUUCCAACAGUACCAACCGAUCCAACUGACUCAACUACAAUUCCAACAGUACCAACUACAGUUCCAACAAUCCCAACUGAUCCAACUGACCCAACUACAAUUCCAACAGUACCAACUACAGUUCCAACAAUCCCAACUGAUCCAACUGACUCAAUUCCAACAGUACCAACCGAUCCAACUGACUCAACUACAAUUCCAACAGUACCAACCGAUCCAACUGACUCAACUACAAUUCCAUCAGCACCAACUGAUCCAACUGACCCAACUACAAUUCCAACAGUGCCAACCGAUAUACCAGACGAUCCGACAUACCCAACAGUUCCAACCGUUCCAACUGUUCCCACAAUUCCUACAAUCCCUACAGUACCAACUGUUCCGACACUUCCUACAAUUCCUGGAGAUCCAGAAACAACAACUCCUGGCGAUCCAGAAACAACGACUCCUGACGAUUCAGAAACAACAACUCCUGAUGAUUCAGAAACAACGACUCCUGAUGAUUCAGAAACAACACCCCCAGAAGACCCAGACACUACCACGACAGUACCUGAUAUUCCAACUCCGCCAGUUUUAACAACGACAGAUGGUCUCGCAACUCCACCAACUCCAUCAACUGAAGCACCUCCAGCAGGAGAUCCAUUACCGCCCACACCUCCAACAGCACCCACAACACCAGAUCCCCUCUUAGUUUAA
Clunio marinus is the source of this 1462-nucleotide messenger RNA. The record is from the annotation of a GenBank genome assembly. NCBI's taxonomy places the organism in Eukaryota, Metazoa, Arthropoda, Insecta, Diptera, Chironomidae.